UUCGCCUUCAACAAAGAUGGUGCUUAUGGUACAGGUUUCCUAACAUUUUGGAUUCCGGUUGCGGUUUUUUUUUUUUUUUCCUUUAAAUAUACGUGUUUGCAGACGGAGAGAUGGAGGCUAGAGACAAGCAAGUGCUUCGCUCCCUCCGCCUGGAGCUGGGUGCAGAGGUACUGGUGGAGGGACUCGUUCUUCAAUAUCUUUACCAGGAAGGAGUCUUGACGGAAAACCACGUUGAGGAAAUCAAAGCUCAAGCCACAGGCCUCCGGAAGACAAUGCUGCUGCUGGAUAUCCUACCUUCCAGGGGUCCUAGAGCAUUUGAUGUGUUCCUAGAGUCCUUGCAGGAGUUCCCCUGGGUUAGGGAGAAGCUGGAGAAGGCAAGGGAGGAAGCCGUAACUGAGCUGCCUGCAGAUGACCGGAUGACCUCUAUCCCCCCACACAUCCUCAACAGCUCCCCGUCGGACCGGCAGAUUAACCAGCUGGCCCAGAGACUGGGCCCCGAGUGGGAGCCUGUGGUGCUGUCUCUGGGACUGUCCCAGACGGAUAUCUACCGCUGUAAGGUCAACCACCCCCACAAUGUGCAGUCACAGAUGGUGGAGGCCUUCGUCCGCUGGAGGCAACGCUAUGGGAAGCAGGCCACCUUCCAGAGCUUGCAGAGAGGCCUCCAGGCCGUGGAGAAGAUUAGCAGAUGGAAGAACAGAGCAUCUAAAUCACUACCUCAUUUCUGCCUGUGGCUGUGAAAAGUGACACUGAAUGCAUCUGCCUACCUCCUGAGAGAAGUGAGUAGGUGACACGCCUGCAAGGCAUCCAUGUGUUUUUGCACGGUAGAAGAUUCUACAUUUCUAGAGGCUGCCUACCCCCAAUAGAAUUCUGAAUGAGUACAGUGAAGUGGCAGAGUAUUUGCAAGCACUGACAAAAAAAAAAGAUAAAUUCUCACUUCACUUUGGUUUGGGAUACACAUGCAUGUACAUUCAUGAGUAUGCCUCUUAGUUUUUAAAAACUAUAACUUUUAUUAAAUUUUCUCAGUAUAAAAAAUAGUGCAUGCUCAUUAAGGCAGUUUGAAAAAUACCAAUGGGCAAUAAUAAAGAAAUAAAAAUGACCCCUACUCUUGUCUUUCAAAGAUAACCAGUGUAACACCCUAGUUUAAUCUCUACCCCCAGUUACUUUCCUAUGGCUGCAAUUUUUAUAAUGAAAAUUGGGAUUGUGUCAAAUCAACAACUAUACUAAGUAAAUGAUGCACAAAAAUAAAAGAUGUGGGUAUCAUGUAGGAACCCCAGUUUUUGAAAUAUACUACAAAGCUAUAAUAAUCAAAAGUAUGGUACUGGCACACAAAUAGACACAUGGCUCAAUGGCACAGAACUCAAAGCCCAGAAACAAACCCAUGUGUACAUGGUCAAUUAAUCUACAAUAGAGGGGGCAAGAAAAUAUAACUGGGGAAAAGAUAAUCUCUUCAGCAAGUGAUGGUGGGAAAACUGGAGAGUUACAUACAAAAAAAAAAAAGA
This is a messenger RNA of Hyaena hyaena (striped hyena), 1499 nucleotides long. RefSeq names its product CASP2 and RIPK1 domain containing adaptor with death domain (gene CRADD). Gene Ontology annotation, molecular function: death domain binding; protease binding. Gene Ontology annotation, biological process: signal transduction; regulation of apoptotic process. The coding region runs from base 111 to 737 and encodes 208 amino acids. The record is from RefSeq and is a predicted model, not a curated record. Lineage: Eukaryota; Metazoa; Chordata; Mammalia; Carnivora; Hyaenidae. The transcript has 4 exons.